AUCAAGAAAGUGUAAUGAACCUUAACCUUUCUCCUUGUCUUUCUCCAGUGGAGCAAAUGGAGUAUAACGUCGAAAAGCAUGACGAGCAACAUCAAAUUGUCUCGUCUUCGGCCCCUUUUCGUGUUUUCUUCGAUCCAAGUGAAGAUCAUCACAUGGGGUUUUACCAAUAUCCCCAUUUGUACCAACCCCAGGUUGAGUACUAUGGGUGUCAUAGAGGAUCAUCAUCGUGCUAUGAGAUCGAAAACAAGGUCGAAAAUGGAGUGAAAUGGAUAUCUUCGAAGGCGAAGAAGGAAGUAAAGAAGGUGAUGAUGGCUUCGUCCGAUCUGAAUUUAUCUUACAACCCUAUUAGGGUUUGCUCGGAUUGCCACACAACCAAGACCCCUCUUUGGAGAAGCGGUCCGAAAGGCCCCAAGUCUCUUUGCAAUGCGUGCGGGAUUAGGCAAAGGAAGGCGAGGCGGGCCAUGGCCGCGGCAGCAAGCAACGUUGGAGUGGCACCACCGCAGCCGAUGAAGGUGAAGGCCAAACGGUGCAAAGUGGGUGGUGGUGGAUCAUCUACUAGUAAUAGCAAUGGGAGGAAGAUGGAAUUUGAGGAUUUCUUGAUAAAUUUGAGCAACAAAUUGGCAUUAAUUCAUCGAGUUUUCCCUCAAGAUGAGAAGGAAGCUGCAAUCUUGCUCAUGGCCCUAUCUUCUGGCCUUGUUCAUGGCUGAUUUUUAUUUGAUUUAGAGAAAGAGAGAAGUUUAGUUUUUUUUUGUUUGUUUUUGUGAUCCAUCAGUUUGUAGAAGGUCCACCACUUAGAUUUUAUGGUGUUGAUCAUUUUGUGAUUUUAAAUAAGGAGAAAUGAGUAGUAAUAAUUUAAAUUUUUGUGGCAAA
This is a messenger RNA of Salvia hispanica, 870 nucleotides long. Its product is annotated as putative GATA transcription factor 22. The record is from RefSeq and is a predicted model, not a curated record. Lineage: Eukaryota; Viridiplantae; Streptophyta; Magnoliopsida; Lamiales; Lamiaceae. Gene Ontology annotation, molecular function: zinc ion binding; sequence-specific DNA binding. Gene Ontology annotation, biological process: regulation of DNA-templated transcription.